AUGUCAAGAGAUAUCUUUGCCGAUUUCCGGGCAAAAAUACAACGUGUCAUCGACUACUCAGACCGGGACGUCGUCCUAACCGCCUUGACAGACUUGUCAGAAGGAAGAGACGCAUCCGUCGCUGGGGCCAUCAUUGAUGCACUGCUUGGCCUUGGUCAGCAACAACCUGGCAGUCCCUUGAACUUGAACAGUGAUUAUCAAGAUGCGAUGGAAAAGCUUCUAAGAUGGGGAAUGCAGAACUUUAUUGUUGAUCCAUCGACGAAUGCGAUGCAGUUAUGGUCUGUGAUGAGCCUACUGGACGGCCCAAGAGGUUAUAACCAGAGGUUGUUUGCGAGAGGAACGUUCCUUUCGAGUGGCAUUCGUGUAGAGCUUGGAGAAGGUGGAUUGCUCAUCCUGUCGCCCCCGCCUCCGGGCAUCAUCAUUACGGCAAUAGAUCAACAACCUGUUCAGCCUUUUGAUAUAAAUCUCCCAUAUGUCGUUGACUAUCUUCAUCGGGAGAUUGAAGCUCGUGUUGUUAUUGCUACCUUUUGCAGGUUUGGCUGGGAAAACUUUGGACCAUUUGUUCACGGCCAGUCCAUAUCCCUUAUGAACGAGGAGUCCAAAGGUUCAUUUGCUGUUUUCUUGUCACCUGAAGAUGAGGAGAACGAGUCUUAUGCUCUAACUGCCUACCAUGUGUUACCAUUUAUGUCCACUGGGGAAAGGCGGGUUAUAACGCCAGACCCCUCUCCGGCCGAUAUGUUUACUGGCUCAGAGGGUAUCACUUCUGCUGUCGACGCCAUGGCUGGUGCGAUUUGUUACAAAGACGGGGCAAGCACCGGCUGCACCUCUGGAAGGAUUGGAGAGACAGAAGCUAUGAUGUUUUGGAAUGGGAUUACUGCCGAUGCCAUCACAGAGGCGCAAAUCCAGGGCGGGAGCACCCGUCAGACCAGGUGA
This is a messenger RNA of Rasamsonia emersonii CBS 393.64, 933 nucleotides long. RefSeq lists its product as uncharacterized. The transcript has 4 exons. The record is from RefSeq and is a predicted model, not a curated record. NCBI's taxonomy places the organism in Eukaryota, Fungi, Ascomycota, Eurotiomycetes, Eurotiales, Trichocomaceae. The coding region runs from base 1 to 933 and encodes 310 amino acids.